CCCCUAAUUAACCUGAUUUUUUGCUGCUAAUCACUCACAAUGGAAUCAAAUCACAAAUCCGGGGAUGGAUUGACCGGCACACAGAAAGAAGCCGCCCUCCGUGCCUUAAUUCAGCGAACGGGAUAUAAUUUGAUCCAGGAAAAUGGGCAGAGGAAAUACGGAGGCCCCCCCCCGGGCUGGGAUGGCCCUCCCCCGGAGAGGGGCUGCGAGAUCUUCAUCGGGAAACUGCCCCGGGACCUCUUUGAAGAUGAACUCAUCCCACUGUGCGAGAAAAUUGGCAAAAUCUAUGAAAUGAGAAUGAUGAUGGACUUCAAUGGCAACAACAGGGGCUAUGCCUUUGUGACCUUCUCCAACAAACAGGAGGCGAAGAACGCAAUAAAGACCCUCAAUAAUUAUGAAAUUAGGAACGGGCGGCUCCUGGGGGUGUGUGCCAGCGUGGACAACUGCCGCCUGUUCGUGGGGGGCAUCCCCAAGACCAAGAAGAGGGAGGAGAUCCUGGCGGAGAUGAAGAAGGUGACGGACGGCGUGGUGGACGUCAUCGUGUACCCCAGCGCCGCAGACAAGACCAAGAACAGGGGCUUUGCCUUCGUGGAGUACGAAAGCCACCGGGCAGCAGCCAUGGCCAGGAGGAAACUGCUCCCAGGAAGGAUCCAGCUCUGGGGACACCCCAUCGCCGUGGACUGGGCAGAGCCAGAGGUGGAGGUGGAUGAAGACACCAUGUCAUCAGUAAAAAUCCUCUAUGUGAGGAACCUCAUGCUCUCCACCACUGAAGAGACCAUAGAAAAGGAGUUCAACAGCAUCAAACCAGGUGUGGUGGAGAGAGUAAAGAAAAUUAGAGACUACGCCUUCGUGCACUUCAAUAAGAGAGAACAUGCUGUGGAAGCUAUGAAAGCAUUGAAUGGGAAGGUGCUGGACGGGUCCCCCAUCGAGGUGACUUUGGCCAAGCCUGUGGACAAGGACAGCUACGUGAGAUACACGCGUGGCAUGGGCGGCAGGGGCCCCGUGCUGCCAGGGGAGUACACCUACACCUUUGGGCACGUGUACGACCCCGCCGCCGCCUACCUGGGCGCCCCGGUGUUCUACGCGCCCCAGGCCUACGCCGCCAUCCCCAACCUCCACUUCCCCGCCGCCAAGGGGCUCAGCAGCAGGAGCAUCAUCCGGCCCCCCUCCAUCCGAGAAAUUUACAUGAAUGUACCUGUAGGGGCUGCGGGAGUUAGAGGCCUGGGAGGCCGCGGCUACCUGGCGUACACGGGCCUGGGCCGAGGAUACCAGCUCAAAGAAAAGAGGGGAGAGGACAAACUCUACGACCUCCUGCCAGGGAUGGAGCUCACGCCGAUGAACCACGUCACACUAAAGCCCCAAGGGAUCAAACUCGCUCCUCAGAUCUUGGAAGAAAUCUGCCAGAAAAACAACUGGGGACAGCCUGUUUACCAGCUCCACUCUGCAAUCGGCCAAGAUCAAAGACAGCUCUUCCUGUACAAAAUCACCAUCCCUGCCCUUGCCAGCCAGAACCCCGCCAUACAUCCCUUCACGCCGCCCAAGCUCAGCGCCUACGUGGACGAGGCCAAAACCUACGCGGCAGAGUACACCCUGCAGAGCCUGGGCAUCCCCGUGGAGGGGGCAGAGGUGCCUCCAGCAGCACCAGCUUUUCCAGGUACGGGAAGGAUACACCAUUGCUAAUGCAGCUGCCACUGUCACAGCCACUCAGCUCAAACAAGCAGUGACUGUGGGACAGGAUUUAGCAACUUAUGCAGCGUACGAAGCCUAUCCCGCCUUCGCGGUCGCCGCACGCAGCGAUGGCUACGGAGCAUUUUAGUCCUGGCUUUAGUCAAGGUCCCUGAAAUCAAGCACAGGCAGAAAGGAAAAAAAAAAAAAGUAUCCCAGUCUGGUAAUUUUUACACCCUCUCGAUUUUAAACUCACCUGUUGCCUGAGGUUCAUCUUAGUCGGAGUUUCGGUCUUGGAGUUCUUUAGGUUCGUAACGGGAUAUUUGGGGGGGGGGGGGGGGAAGGGAGAAAUUAAAGGGAAAAAAUCGCUCAGAAUCAGAUUUUCACAGUAGAAAGCAAAAGCUCAGCCUAGAAAAUGAGCAGGUCUCAGGUGUGUGUAUAUAUAUAUAUAAUAUAUAUAUAUAUGUACAGCCUAUUGUGUGUGUGUUUACAAGCAACGACCUGUGCUGAAUACAGUUGGUCCCGUGGAUGUUGUGACACGGGACAGGGGAAGGAAGGGGUGUCCCCAGCAAAACCCUCCAUGCAUCAGGAAUUCUCCUACAUUCACCCAAAAAUUCCUCCUCCAGCCCUGACUCCUUGGCCACAUGGAUUUGCCUCUCGCUGCCACCAGCACUGUGGCGAUGUGUUCAGGCACCUCAGGUGUCUUGGAGGUUCUUUCUGGCACAGCCAAGGCAAAAAGUCACUUGUAACAAACCUUUCUGCCCAGCCAAACGGGCUGGUUGCCAUGCUGAUUCGAUUUUUAGAGCAGGAGGCAAGCACUGAGCAGAGCUUUCCCUCUUGCUUUGCUCCUUCCCAACCACGUCCGCAAAUCAGCAAAUAACGGUGCAUUUUUGUCCUCUUCCCAGCAAAUGGGAACAUUCACUGAAAGACAGGAAAACUUUCAGGACUAUUAAGGCUGAGGACCAGAAAAGAGCUAUUCAUUAAGGCCAGUUCUCUACUUAAUUAGAGCAUGAGAGCUCACAGCCAUGGCCCAGUAAUAACAGGCACCUCUACAGGAACAAAAUGAUAUCCAAGGAACAUUUCCACAGUUUGGAAAAGGCCUUGCCUGGCUGCCAGUGCUGCUUUACACAUCAAAUCAAGGCUUCUGGCUGCUGUCAUUCCACCAAAACUGAAUUUACUGGAACAGCAGUAAAGGUACCUCUUGCUUUGGAGAGCACCAGAGGUUGGUGUUGUGUCUGAACACUUUAGGGAUGCUGAGAGCACCCCUUGCUUUACAGCAGGAGGGCAUUACCCGUUUAUUUUUGCCAUGGGAUUGAGGCAGGAGUAGUGAUGCUCUGGAGAUAUCCUAUGCAGUAAUGCACACUGUGAAAAUUCAGUCUAGGACCAGAAAAAAAACCCCCUUUUUUGAGGGGGGAGAGUUUACAGCUGGGUUGACAACACCCAUCGAGUCCAACAGAUCUGGCCCCAAAUUUCCCACCUGGUCUGGGUGACGGGAUGUGGCACCAAACAAGCCAUUCCAGGAGGAGUUUUUCCCAUGCAUCCCCAAAACUGUCCGAGGCACAGAGGUCUGUGACGAGGUGUUGGCUGCUGGGAAGGCAGUGUUUUCUACUCUCAUGCUCCGGCUGACUCGGCUUCGCUCGGAAUGGAACAAAACCACACAAGCUGUGAAGUCUGUGGUCCCGUUAGACCCCUCCUAUUUAUAAAGUACCUCGUUGGGGUGACCCUAAAGGUAUUACAAGCCCUCUGUGGCUGCUGUUGGUCACACUUGAAAUGACAAACCUGUUCACAGAGGGCUGAAUAACCAAGAGUGUUAUGGAUCUUGUGGCUUUUUUCCCCUCUUCUGUCUAUGUCUUUAAGUCGUGUUUGCCGACGAGUAACACGUCCCUGAGUGUGUCUCUCUCAAAGGCCACUGUUGGCAAGAAUUGUUUCUCACUUUGCCUGUUCAGUGACUUUAGUCUGCUUUUUCAGCUAUUUAUAUGAGUUCAGAAAGAUGUCAAAGGAAAGGGCAAGAAGCAGUAUUAAAAAAGUGUGUGCAUGAAGCACUUAUUUUUGUACACUAGUACAAUAUUUGUAUAGAGUUUUAACACUAUGGAGUGUAGCAAAAAAAAAAAUAAUCACACUUUCUAUUUACUGGAGGACAAUCGUGCAUGUUUAAAGGGAAUGAAGUGGGAAUGGCAUCUCAAUCAUCCAUUACAAGCAAAUUAUAACUGGGAUUAAAUUCUGUGAAGCAGGUCUGUAAUUUUAGAGUAAUCCGAGGACAUUCACUGGACUUUGAAACAUCAUUAAAACUUUGUAAGCCAA
Molecule: messenger RNA, 3966 nt
Organism: Pseudopipra pipra
Lineage: Eukaryota; Metazoa; Chordata; Aves; Passeriformes; Pipridae
Gene: A1CF
Product: APOBEC1 complementation factor
Exons: 11
Coding region: 40-1680 (546 amino acids)
Cellular component (GO): nucleus
Molecular function (GO): mRNA binding
Source: RefSeq, a predicted model, not a curated record